Octopus bimaculoides (California two-spot octopus) is the source of this 2529-nucleotide messenger RNA. RefSeq names its product MAM and LDL-receptor class A domain-containing protein 1-like. The record is from RefSeq and is a predicted model, not a curated record. NCBI's taxonomy places the organism in Eukaryota, Metazoa, Mollusca, Cephalopoda, Octopoda, Octopodidae.
AUGACGUAAUUAUGUAUGCGCAAAUGCAUAACUAUACACUCGUACCGUAUAUCAUACAAUAAAAAAAAUUACAAUUUAUUCAGAAUUGAAGUGACCAGAUUGGUUGAACGAAAUUUAAUUGAAUCAGGUGUUCGUAUAGAAAUUAGUUCUGAGAGAGUCGACGGUGAGAUCAUGAAGAUGAAGACAUAUCCUUGUCACUCUCGUCGUACCUAUCUGACAUUAUUAGUACUUGCGGCUUUAACUGCAUUUGGACAAGCUCAAUUUGAUGGAGAUACCUACCUGGGUUAUGGUGGCUUAGUUAAAGUUUAUAAGGGAGGUGAAUGGAGAGCUAUUUGCGCAUCAAAAGACUUUACAGUUGAAUCUUCAGUGCUGUGUCGGAGUUUCGGUCAAAUAUUUUCUUAUUACUCAUCUCGUAGUUCAUCUUUACCAGGCAUAAUCAGAGGUUUAGUGUGCAGAGGUGAUGAAAACUCACUAUCAGCUUGCAGUGAUUUUUAUUCUUCUUCUUAUGGCUGUUCAUAUAACAAACUUCAUGUUCAGUGCCAGGAAGACUCAACUAAGGCAUUUUGCCCAUUUGAUAACGACAUUUGCGAAAUGGUUAGUGAAGGUACAGAAGAUUAUAAAUGGCAACGUGUUCAUCCCUAUAGAUUCACAAGACUGUCAGGAGAAUCAAUACCCAAAAGUGAUCACACAACUGAAAGUUAUAAAGGAAAAUAUAUGCUUGCUUCUGCAGCUGGUUUCCCUGGACAAAAAGCAAUUUUGAAAACAAAACCCUUCGUUGGAAAUAUCGGCAGUGUCAGUUUCUACUAUCAUAUGUUUGGAAAUGACAUGGGAAGCCUAAAUGUCUAUGUUCGUUCUAAUAAUUCAAGUGAAAAAUCUAUUGGAUCUAUAUCAGGCAAUCAAGGCGUUGGAUGGAAAUAUCUGUGUCUUCCCGUAGAUAAGGGAAAUGGGCAUCAUGAAGUCAUAUUUGAAGCUAUCCAAGGAAAGGGUUUUGACAGUGACAUUGCCCUUGAUGAUGUGACUAUAUCAGAAAAUAGCUGUUCAGGACACUGGAAUGCAAGUUGUGAUUUUAAGAAUGACACUUGUGGUUAUUAUAUUCAAAAUAUGAGAAAUUCAGAUAACGGUUGGAGACUUCGCAUAAAUAAUACAAACGGAAUUUCUUCUGGUUCUGGAAACUAUCUGCUAUUUACUUCUUAUUCUUACUACUACUACUACUACUCAGGCACGAGGAACUCUAUAAGGUCACCUGUAAUUGAUAUUCCAAAUGAAAAGAUGAAACUUGAAUUUCUCUAUUACAUGCCUGGGACUGGAACUAAAUCACUACAAGUAAGAUUUGAGGAAGAAGGACUUAAAUCAUGGUUUACUGAAAAACCAUAUUUCUGGCAAGAUUCUGGAGACCGUGGAACUGAGUGGCAGUAUGGUUGUAUGGAUUUACCCAGUAAAAGUGGAAGAAUUGUAUUCACUGGUUUUGCUAGAGAUAGAUAUUCAAAAAUCGGUCUUGAUGAUUUACUUGUUGAUAAAGGCUACUGUCGAACUGGGAUCACUAAUCAUAUGUGCGAUUUUGAUAAUCCACUACUCUGUGAAUAUGAAAUUACUUGCAUGAACCCUUAUGAAUAUACAUGGAGGAGGAAGAAGGGAGAAACUCCAUCGUCUUACACUGGACCUAACAGUGAUAAUUCAAAAAAUGGAAAUGGGUACUAUAUGUAUGCAGAAGCUUCUUAUGGAAAUUUAAAUGAUACAACAAGCCUUAAGUUUCCAGUUUCAAAAAAUGCCAAAGGGAAAAAUCUGAAAUUUAAUUACAACAUGUAUGGAAGUUACGUUGGUCAACUAUAUGUUGUAUUUGUCACUAAUCAAUCUUCAACUGAAGAAAUAGUCUGGACAAAGAAAGGAAAUAAAGGAAGAUACUGGCGCAAAGCAUGUUUGCAUAUUGAAAAUGACAUAAAUGAAAUCAUAUUUGUAGCUGUAAGAGGAAAUUCGUACCAAGGAGACAUUGCAAUAGACAAUGUAGUAGUUGAAGAAAAAGGAUGCCCUGGUCCCUUUGACUGUGACUUUCAAAAUGGAAUAUGCAAGUAUAAAAUAUACAGUAACAACUUUUUGUGGUAUGUAAGACAUCAAAAUUCAUACUACAGCUACUCAAACAAAUACUUAUACAUUUAUUCAAGAACAAAUACUGAAAAUGCAAAAUUUCAAGUACUGUCACCUCAAGCAGAUGUGAAGGAAAAUUCUAGUGUCACCUUCAAAUACCAAAUAAGAGGAAACAUGAAAAAGUUUGCACUAAUUACUUAUACCAAUCAUUCACAGAAUGAAUUGUGGUCUUCAAAUUUCAAUGAUAUCACUGAAUUCAUUACAGCUUGUGUGAAUUUUCCAAAUUCAAAAACAUUUGGGCUGAUUUUUCAGGGUACAGUAAAUGUUAAUUCACGAUCAAACACAUAUGCAUACCUGAAUGCUAUUGAAGUCCAUAAUGAAACAUGCAAAUGUAAGAUUCAAAAUAUUUUCAUUUUAAAUUCAAAUUCUUGAUUUCAUUCAAAUUAC